Messenger RNA from Magnolia sinica, 3740 nucleotides. RefSeq names its product putative receptor protein kinase ZmPK1. Bases 81 to 2567 code for a protein of 828 amino acids. NCBI's taxonomy places the organism in Eukaryota, Viridiplantae, Streptophyta, Magnoliopsida, Magnoliales, Magnoliaceae. The transcript has a single exon. Gene Ontology annotation, molecular function: ATP binding; protein serine/threonine kinase activity. Gene Ontology annotation, biological process: protein phosphorylation; recognition of pollen. The record is from RefSeq and is a predicted model, not a curated record.
GCGGGUUAGCUGAGAUAAGCUCUAUAACAGAGAUGUGAGUGGAAGGAAAGCCAUUGCAAGCUAGAAUUCUCUUUCCAAGCAUGAGAAAAUCUCAUUCCAAUCCAAUCCUUCUUCUUCUCUACCUUCUCAUCUCAUUCCACUCUCCUUAUGCAUCUCAAACACCCCAAUAUAACUCUUUAAAGAAAGGAUCCUCUCUCUCAGUAGAAGAUGAAUCAGACCUCCUAAUCUCCCCAGACAAAUCAUUCACAUGUGGAUUCUACAAGGUCGGCACAAAUGCCUACUCUUUCUCAAUCUGGUUUUCCAAUUCCGCGAACAAAACCAUCGUUUGGACAGCAAACUGGGGUCGACCCGUUAACGGCCGUGGAUCGAGAUUCUCAGUGCAUUUGGAUGGAAACAUGGUCCUGACCGACAUUGACGAUUCUACCGUUUGGAAUGCAAAUACCACCUCCAACGACGUUGAUAGAGCUGAGCUUUUGAACAGCGGAAAUCUCGUGUUGAAAGAUCCAAAUGGGAGGAUUUUAUGGCAGAGCUUCGACUCUGCCACUAACACUCUUCUGCCUUCACAAAUGCUUACCAAAGGCAAGAGACUCAUCUCUGAAAGAGGGAAAGGAGACCUUUCUAUGGGUUAUUUCAAUCUCUUUUUCGACAGCGAUAAUGUUCUGAGAUUGAUGUAUGAUGGGCCUGACAUUUCUAGAGUCUAUUGGCCUGAUCCUGGUCGUGAUGCAUGGGGCAAUGGUCGAUCAACCUUCAACAGUAGUAGAUUGGCGGUUCUUGACGAAAUUGGCCAGUUUUCAUCAAGCGAUCAGCUGAAACUUGAUGCUUCCGAUCUGGGUGUCGGGAUUAGAAGGAGAUUGACAUUGGAUUAUGAUGGUAAUCUCAGACUCUAUAGCUUGAAUGAGUCGACCGGGUUGUGGCUGAUUUCGUGGGUGGCUCUUCCACAGCAGUGUGAUAUACAUGGCCUGUGUGGCAGAUAUGGUGUUUGUGUUUAUACACCGAUGCCGAAAUGCACGUGCCUGCCAGGAUAUGAAAUAAGCGAUCCGGGAGAUUGGAGCAAAGGUUGCAAGCCCAAAUUCAGCAAAAUCUGCAAUACCCAAAUGGUGAAAUUUGUAGAGCUUCCACAAACAGACUUCUUUGGGUUCGAUCAUACUUACAGUGAAGGAAUAUCGCUAGAAUCUUGCAUGAAGAUUUGCUUAGACGAUUGCUCUUGUGAGGCUUUCCAGUAUAGAUUAGAUGGCGAUGGAGAUUGCUGGGCCAAAAGCGCACUCUUCAAUGGACGUACUUCUCCGAAUCUCAUAGGCACCAUAUAUCUAAAAGUACCAAAAAGUCUAGAAACUGAAAAUUCCUCACAAUUCAAAGGAUUGGAGCUUGUUUGUGGUUCGAAUGAAGCUGAAAUUGUAAUGGGAUCCUCUAGUAUUUAUAAGGAGAGCACAGGCACUGAAUAUCGUCAUUUCAUCUGGUUUGCUGUGUCUGUAGGUGGCAUUGAGAUUCUCUUUGUUGCAGCUGGUUGGUGGUAUCUUUUCAAGGAUCAUGGGAUGCGGACGCUGGUGGAUGAAGGAUACCGAAUGAUUUCAAAUCAGUUCAGGAGAUUUACAUAUACGGAAUUGAAGCAGGCGACCCACCAAUUCAAAGACGAGCUUGGCAGAGGAGGCUCUGUCUCUGUUUACAAAGGAGUUUUAGCUGAUAAGCGUGCAGUGGCGGUGAAGAAACUGCGAGAUGUAUUUCAAUGCGAAGAGGAGUUUUGGGCUGAGGUUAGCACGAUCGGACGAAUCAACCACAUGAAUCUGGUGAGAAUGUGGGGAUACUGUUCGGAGAAUGCACACAGGCUCUUGGUCUCUGAGUAUGUGGAGAACGGAUCACUGGACAAGUACUUGUUCUCUGAUGGAAGUAGCAAGGGGCCUGCUAGAUUACUUGGAUGGAACGAACGGUUCAAGAUCGCGGUAGGGACGGCGAAGGGUCUGGCCUAUCUUCACCACCAGUGUCUUGAGUGGGUUAUCCACUGUGAUGUGAAGCCUGAAAACAUACUAUUGGGAAGAGAUUUCGAGCCCAAGAUUGCGGAUUUUGGAUUGGCGAAGCUGUCUGAAAGAGGGAGACUGGGUUCUAAUUUCUCUCACGUCAGAGGAACAAAGGGCUACAUGGCACCUGAGUGGACUUUGAAUCUUCCCAUUACAGCGAAGGUUGAUGUUUAUAGCUAUGGGAUUGUGCUUCUAGAGAUUGUGAAGGGGAGUCGGUUUUUGAAUUGGAUGACAGAUGUAGAAGAAGAGGUGGGACUGAAGAGCUAUGCCAGGAUGGCGAAGGAGAAGAUGGAGAGUGGAGAAGAAUCAUGGGUUGGGGAUUUGGUGGAUUCAAGAUUGGAUGGGAAGUUCGAUUGGAAGCAAGCGGUGGUGAUGGUGGAGAUGGGCCUUUUGUGUGUGGAGGAAGAGCGAAGCAAAAGGCCAACCAUGGAUAUGAUUGUCCAUGCUCUCCUUGCAUGUGAAGAUGAGGAGGGGAGCGCUGAUGUCUCGUUGCUGCAGACUAAGGAAAAUUUCUAUUCUGCAAGAAUUGAAUUUGAUUCUUAUGUUUCUGUGUAAUCCAAACUUCUCUUCUCUGAGAAUCCUUCUGUUCCUAAAUUUCGUAAACAAAUACUUCUAUACAGGUAAUCAGCAUUUCUUCAAGCCUUCUAUAGAAGGUAGUCAGUUUUACUUGAAUUAAUGUAUGCCACUAGCACAAUUUCUGAAUGCUUGUAUAUCAAGCAUCAUGCUCUCUCUCUCUGCUUUUUCUUUUUUUUUUUUGAAAAAGGUGGAAGUACACCACAUGUAAUUUUAUUGCCAGGGAAAAAUCAACACCAUCAAAGGGGAGGGUGAGGCCUAGCCCAUUGCACGGGAUUUAUGCUAAGAAAAAAACAGAGACUUGUCAAUGAAGCCCUAAAAACCAAAUUCCUUUCCAUGCAUAUAAACAUCACAAAACAAGCCUAGAAAGGAUAGUUAUCUGUAGAACAUCAAAACACAGCUGGAGACAAUGUAGCCCGGAAAAGAAUUCGCACUCAGCUCUAUAACCUGCAUCCUCCGACAGUAGCAAGAACCUUGCUAUCUUGAUGAGAUACCAGCUACAUCAUAAUGCAAUCAGCUCGUAGCAGAUCGCCAAAACCACUGUAUUGUUGAACAACCAAUUUGGAAGAGCAAGGAGACAAUUGUAGCAGCAUACAGACACCCCCUUCGCUAACAACCCAUACCACUCUGAAUCAGACCGAGUGACUCUGAUUCAGAAACAGAACAGCUGGGAGAUGAGGCCAUGGAUUGCCCUUACCGAUGGUAACCCAGAGAAGGAAUUUGAGCAGGUGGCGCUUUCUGGACGCCCAAACAUGCCCUUCAAUAGGACACACAACUGAAACCCAACUGCAGGAGGGACUGACACUGAUAAGAGCUUGCGAGCCCCAACCCAUGGGCUCUGAUAGCAAAUGCAAUCCGAUGAUGAGAGAGUGAUAGUAUGAAAUUCAGACGAUCUGCCACAAGGGGCAACUGUGGUUGUCCAUGACGGAAGCUGCACCUUGGGCUUCUCAUCAUCAUCCCACACCACCCAGCUGUUGUAGCAACUGAUGUAGGGUGGGUCGCAGACACAUUCUUGGCAAAGAUGGACGAGAGAAGGCCUAAUUGGAGGCAGGAAAUUAUCUGGACCGUCAGAACUUUAAAUUAGUUGUAUCUCACAAACUGGGAUGAGUUUUUCGACAUAUUAUAUGAUUUUGGGGUAAGACCUACUUAAGCCAA